Molecule: messenger RNA, 204 nt
Organism: Lodderomyces jiufengensis
Lineage: Eukaryota; Fungi; Ascomycota; Pichiomycetes; Serinales; Debaryomycetaceae
Gene: RPS28B
Product: 40S ribosomal protein eS28
Exons: 2
Coding region: 1-204 (67 amino acids)
Biological process (GO): ribosomal small subunit assembly; maturation of SSU-rRNA; translation
Cellular component (GO): cytosolic small ribosomal subunit; ribosome
Molecular function (GO): structural constituent of ribosome
Source: RefSeq, a predicted model, not a curated record
AUGGACACUAAAACCCCAGUCACAUUAGCUAAAGUUAUUAAAGUUUUAGGUAGAACCGGUUCAAGAGGUGGUGUUACUCAAGUUAGAGUUGAAUUUUUAGAAGAUUCAACUAGAACUAUUGUUAGAAAUGUUAAAGGUCCAGUUAGAGAAAAUGAUAUCUUAUGUUUAAUGGAAUCAGAAAGAGAAGCUAGAAGAUUACGUUAA